Acanthopagrus latus (yellowfin seabream) is the source of this 4223-nucleotide messenger RNA. RefSeq names its product c2cd2 like (gene c2cd2l). The record is from RefSeq and is a predicted model, not a curated record. The coding region runs from base 391 to 2463 and encodes 690 amino acids. Gene Ontology annotation, molecular function: phosphatidylinositol transfer activity; phosphatidylinositol binding. Gene Ontology annotation, biological process: positive regulation of insulin secretion involved in cellular response to glucose stimulus. Lineage: Eukaryota; Metazoa; Chordata; Actinopteri; Spariformes; Sparidae. Gene Ontology annotation, cellular component: cytoplasmic side of apical plasma membrane. The transcript has 15 exons.
GUCUCUGCUGUUGUUUGUCAGAUCAUCAUUGUAGAGAGAGACGGUUGCGGAGGCAGCGGGGACCGACCGACCGAAACCUCUGGCAGUGUGCGAGGCACCGACCGGGAGCGGACGGCUGACUGUUAGUCGGACUGACGGUUGACAGCAGGCCGUCGACGCGCCGCGCGUGAGGGGGACUCGGAGAUGGGACACGCUCGUGCGUUGUUGGCACCGCUGCGCAUCGCCACGAAGCCAGCUUCACGUUACCGAUGCGUUGCUUUCGAUUACCUGCAGCCUGCAGCUCGGAGCGCUUAACAAGUUGAACGGGCUGAAGGCAGCUGACCUGCCCGCACUGACAGUCCUGAUAUUUCCAUCCGGACCUGGUGGUAUGAGCGGCUCCGGGAGACGCUGAUGGAGCUCCAGGAGUUGGGCUGGCUGUGUCUGGUGGCUCUCUUCCUCGCCUCCUUGCUCAUCGUGCUGGGAUGGCUGCUCCAGUACUCGCUGACCCUCCUGCGGCUGCGGAGAGCCAGGAAGACAGGAGGGGAUCCGGCCUGGCUGCAGGAGCAGGUGCCCCGCCACAGCCUGGCCGGAGGUGUGUGGGGCUUCCUGUUGAAGAUCCGCGCUGGCCGGGAUGGAGGACGUGCAUCUGAGGCUGGGGUUAAAGGCUUGCUGACCUCCCUGUUCUCCUUCAAGUCCUUCAGGGAGCACUGGCAGAGGAGCUGGGUCAAAGCCCUGAAUGAGCAGGCGUGCAGACAUGGGAGCUCCAUCCAGAUCACUUUUGACAGCAGUCUCCAGUUAACUGCUGCCUCUGCAAUUGAUAGUGUGACCUGCACUGACCAAUCGGCACAUCGAAUGGUUCUACACUGUAAAUGUUGGGUGGACACGGUGUCAUUUCCUGUGACGGUCACCCAGCAGUCACACGCUGCUGUUUCCAUGGACACCUAUCAGAUCACUAUAGCACCUAUGGUGACAAAGGUGGUGGUGGGUCUGGAGGAGGUCGAGGACGAGGGCCUGCUCAUCUCCUGGACUCUCUCCAAGCAUCCAUCAUUUACUCUGACCGUGUCCCCGUGCAAGCUGCAGAGAAAGGGCACUGAGAGUGGGGCAGACCUGGACAUGAUUAAGGGACUGAUAGAGGACACUCUGUUCAGCACUCAGCCAGCCAUGGUCCUCAAUCUCAAGGCUUGUGCGUCCAGUCCCUUGGCCCCCAUGGAUCAUCUGUCGGUGGGAUUAAACUCUGUCCCGCAGAGCAUCUUGGUGAGACGACUCCUGCUCCGGCAGCUCAGGGUGACCUUAAAUAAAGGUCAGUGGUCUCGGUCAGGGGAGCUGUGCUGUGUCCUCAGCCUGGACCAACCCUCCACAGAGAGGACGACCCGCUUCCUGUCUGUGCCCAGCAAUGCCAACGCCCCGCUGGAAUGGAGUGAAGAAAUUACUCUGGAUCUGGGCCUAGAAACCAAAGAGCUGAAAGUGAGGCUUCUGGAGCGGAAUGGCAAAAGGGAACAAUUCCUGCCGGGCCAUGCCUCCAUCACCCUGGACCCCCGGUGCAAAGUUCCUACCGGACAGCACAUUCUGUCAAUAGGGCCUGGAUACGGCUUGGCACCAAACGCUACCGUCACAGCGGAGCUGCUGUAUGUGGAAACAGAGGAGCCUCGAAGUGCCCACAAUGCUCUGCCGCUACGCUCCUCGCUCACCCCCACCAAGAAGGUCGACGUGGACCGAACCAUCAUGCCAGACGGAACCAUUGUCACCACCGUCACCACUGUCCAGUCUCGACUCAAACUGGAUCGCAGUCCAGGUGAAUCACCUAUGCGCUCGCCAUCCAAAGUGGAGGUGACUGAGAAGAAACCCACCAUCCUGUCAGAUGGCAGAGGCAGCCCCAACUCCAGCAAGAGCAGCCGCCUGUCUAAUGGCCUGGAUCCUGUUGCAGAGACGGCCAUCCGGCAGCUGACGGAGUCCGCCGCAAAAGUAGCUCGGAAGACUCCAACGAAGAGGAGCACGCUGAUCAUCUCGGGCGUGUCAAAGGUUCCGCUCUCAGAAGAUGACUGUGCGUUAUCGAGCGGCUACGCUGCAGCCAUGGACGCAGCCAUGCAUGGCAACCAUUACGGCACCGGGCACCACCAGGACCCAGACGAGACCACUCCGUCGGACGUGUCUGAGCGCCCGUCUGUGGAUGAUGUGGAAUCAGAUACUGGUUCCACUGGUGCCUUGGAAACACGCAGCCUCAAGGACCAUAAAGUGAGCUUUCUGCAGAGUGGGUCGAAGCUACUGUUCCGCAGAAGGCAUCGAGAGAAGGAGUCCUGCCUCAGCCAGUCCCACGAGGACGUCUCCAACAUGGGCAAUAACUUUGCGGCGGUAGCGACCAGCAGCCGCAAGAAGUCCGGCAGCUUCUCCCGACGUCUCAUCAAACGCUUCUCUUUCCGCUCGUCGGGCAAAUCAAAAGGCAAAGCCCCUGCUACCAACGGAGGAGCGAGCUCACUGGAUAACUGAUUAUUACCGGUCAAGGGUAGGACAUGGCUCAUUCUGACAUUAAGAGGAUUGUUCUGUGGAUUCUGAUAUUGCUAAACCUUGUAAUAGUCCAGUGUUUGACAGGCUGAACACCCCAGGAGGGCUGUCACCUGUACAAGGACCUCUGGGGAGGGCUUUUUUCCCUCUGGAGGAGAAAUUAUUGCACCUUCAGGACACAAGUCAUGUUUAAAUCACAUCAAUGAAGUGAAAAUGUGAUCAUGAAAUCUUUUUUCUUUGGAGGAAAUCUGCUGCUUGGUGAGGUUAUAAUGAAACGUCUUGUGCCCUGUUUGAACACACACUAGAGCGUGCCCGAUGGUGUGAAUGCUCUCAAACUAUUUAAUGAUAUACGAUGCCAGUAUGAUACUAUUGGUUUGCACUUUGGACUUUGUUUUUUUUUUUUUAAUUAAUGGGUUGUAUAAAGGUAAUUUAUUAUUAUGUGGUUCUCAUGAAACAAGUGCUAUUUAUUUUACCCCCAACUGAAAAAAAAAUAUUCAUCAUGGUUGCAUUACGCUGUAAAAUAGACAUUGCUGUGUGUUUUCCCAUGAAAAUGUAAUUUUAAGAACAUAGUUUAAGCGAGUUGACAAAUUCAGUCUUAAUCCAGCUGUAAUGUCCAGUCAUUAUUGCUUAUACAUUGGUUUUUAGAAUGUUGUUCAAUGUUGUAUCUCCUGUAAGACGCAAAAAAGAUAAUAUAUUUAUUGUAUAUUUUAUUUUAUAAAUGGUACUUCUGGUGGAAUGAUGCAUUUCAGUUUACUUUGGGGAUUUUUUACCAGCCAGGAUCUCUAUCAGACACUACAAGCCAGGCAGUGAUUUAACAUUUUUUUAAUAUCUGACUUUUUUCUGUCAGAGAAGAAAAAAUUAAUUUCCUGCUUUUCCUCUUGGCUACUUUUGGCCCAAUUUUAGUCAAACGUACAUUUAAACACAUAAUAGAGACUUAGUUGACACUCAUUGACUUUUCAUUAUUGCAAUAACUUUUAUUACUGAGCAGCAAGAUUUUUUUAUUUUGCCACUGCCUCACAUUGGUUGGGUUGCAGCAAACUCUGACACGUGAUCAGCUCAUAAUCACAAACUUAACAUAACAAAAACUAUCCUGUAUGAGAAAUACGAGCAUCAUCAUACUGUAUUCCUUUUUUAAGUAAAUUCAAGUCUCACGAGUGUCGUUACGGCAACAAUCCUGCAGUCUGGUUUAAAAAAAAAAAAAAAAAGGAAUUUGGAGGGAGUGUUCAGAGGCGUUUUGCUGAGGGAUCGUGAGCAACAGGAUGACUAGACGAUGGAUUAAGAGGACACACUCAGGGCUAGGAGUGAAACUGCUACUAGCAAUUAGAAAUAUGAGGAAACCUGCUGCAUCCACAGUACCUGUAUGUAGAAAUGUACAUACAUUUUUGGACAUUUCUGUUUAGUCAGAGAGAAAGACUGACUGCAUUAAGUAUGGGACUUCAGAAAAACCAAACUAAACGACUAAGAUUUAAACUUCAGGUUUAUUUGCAAGGCUAAUAUAAGGGAUCACAGGGCUGGAGACACUGCUUCCAAAAAGGACUCUGAUGGACAGAUGUGCUUUUACAAAACUAAACCAAGUCGAAAAUGCUGAAGAAACAGAACAAAGCCACUUUGUCAAAGGCACAUUGUGAAAUCUACAUGGCUGGAAUGUGAAAAAAGAAAGCAGCAGCAAAAAUUAAAGAUAUGUAUGAUUUCUGCUAUAUUUGAAGCGUUAAAUUUAUUGCAAAUAAAUUAUUUUUGAAACAUCA